CGUGCCUGUCUCCGAAUGGCAGUGUGCUCCUUUUCCCCCAUGGUCAGUGCGGCGCUGCGGGCGCCGCCGGAGUCUCGGUUCCUGCACUUCGCCAUGAUGAACAAAUGAACUCGCGGGGAAUGAAAUUUAAAUUCCACAAAGGGGAGAAAGUUCUCUGCUUUGAACCAGACCCGACCAAGGCCAAAGUGCUGUACGAUGCAAAGGUUGUUGAUAUAAUUGUUAGCAAAGAUGACAAGGGCAGAAAAAACCCAGAAUAUCUGAUCCAUUUCAAUGGUUGGAAUAGAAGCUGGGAUAGAUGGGCAGCAGAAGAUCAUGUUCUUCGUGAUACUGAUGAAAAUCGGAGAUUGCAAAGAAAAUUGGCAAGGAAAGCGGUAGCUCGCAUGAGAAGAAAGGGCAGGAAGAAGAGGAGGUGCAGAUUACCUGGUGUAGACUCUGUUUUAAAAAGCCUUACUACUAAUGAAAAAGAGGACAAUGAUGACAACACACUAAGUAGUUCAUCGGAGGACAGUGACGAAGGAACUGAUGAGGAAAUAAAAAGUGAAGAAAGUGAUUUUGAAGAAAAGGCUGAAAUGAAAGAAGAACAAGACGUUCACUCUAAACGUGACAUGGAAGAAAAGAAUAUUGUCAUUGAAAUUCCUGAUGUUUUGAAGAAGAAACUUGAAGAGGAUUGCUACUACAUAAAUAAGCGCAAAAGGCUUGUAAAACUACCUUGCCAGACUAACAUAAUUACUAUUCUGGAAUCCUAUGUCAAGCACUUUGCCAUCAAUGCUGCAUUUUCAGCAAAUGAGAGAUUCCGGCAUCAUCAGACAUCUUCAAAUGUCAACAUGAAUCUUCACUAUGUGCCACCUGAAAAAAAUGUUGAACUUUGUAAAGAAAUGGUGGAUGGCUUACGGAUUACUUUUGAUUUCACUCUACCCCUUAUUCUUCUGUACCCAUAUGAACAAGCUCAAUUUAAGAAGGUGACAUCAACUAAAUUUUUUCUUCCUAUUAAAGAAACUACUUGUUUUGGCAAUAGAAAUCAAGAUGAGGUAUCCCCAAGUCCUCCUCUCCUAAACCCACCAACGCCACAGUCAACAGACAGUCAGCAAACCACAGGAGAGCCAGCUACUCCUAAAAGACGAAGAACUGAAUCCGAUCUUUUGCUAUCUCUUAGGCGCUCUACGCGUCACAGUACAAGCUGUGAUCGGAUGUCUGAAAGUAGCGCUUCUCCUCAGCCCAAGCGACGACAUCCAGACACCCCUACAUCCAUGCCAAAGCUGUUUUUACAUUUGGAAAAAAAAACACCUGUUCACAGUGGAUCAUCUUCACCUAUUACUUUAACGCCUAGCAAAGAAGGAAGUUCAGUAUUGUCUGGUUUUGAAGGUCGGCGAAACAAUGAACUUAAUGAGGUAUUGUCUUGGAAACUAAUGCCUGAAAAUUACCCUCAAAGUGAUCAGCCUCCUCCUCCGUCUUAUAUUUAUGGAUCUCAGCAUCUACUUCGAUUAUUCGUUAAACUUCCAGAAAUAAUGGGAAGGAUGUCUUUUGCAGAGAAGAACCUGAAAGCUUUGUUGAAACACUUUGAGCUGUUCCUACGAUUCCUUGCAGAAUAUCACGAAGAUUUCUUUCCAGAAUCUGCUUAUGUAGCUGCCUGUGAGGCAUAUUAUAGCACCAAGAACCCACGUGCUAUUUACUGAACAUGCCAACAGCUCUCAAUUUUCUUUGUUUUUAUGAAAUGAACUUCUAGAUGCAACAUAAAUUCCAUAAUCUUUUUUAUUUUUUUGUUCUAAAUUAACCCAAGACACAGUUGGGAAAGCAGAGGAAGAAAAAAUAUAUUGACUGUAAAGUAUUACAUUCCUCACAUUAAUGCUUGCAGUUUAUGCGCUAAAAAAAAAGUCAGUUUUAUUUUUUUAAUAUAUGUAUAAAGGUUUAUGUUGUCUUGUCUUAUUGCAUUUGUAAAACAUGCAUUUGUUUACUGCUGUCUUACAUAGUUCAUAGCAUGAGCGUGAAAUUGAGUCUCUUUAGUCCUCUUGAAUUUCAAAAUAGAUAUAGAUGGCCUUAUGGUGUUGGUGAACCUGUUGAAUGACCUUUUAUGUGGACAUGUUUUCAGAUUA
Molecule: messenger RNA, 2090 nt
Organism: Pelobates fuscus (common spadefoot toad)
Lineage: Eukaryota; Metazoa; Chordata; Amphibia; Anura; Pelobatidae
Gene: MSL3
Product: MSL complex subunit 3
Exons: 13
Coding region: 105-1673 (522 amino acids)
Biological process (GO): regulation of DNA-templated transcription; chromatin organization
Cellular component (GO): NuA4 histone acetyltransferase complex; nucleus; MSL complex
Source: RefSeq, a predicted model, not a curated record